Molecule: messenger RNA, 337 nt
Organism: Thamnophis sirtalis
Lineage: Eukaryota; Metazoa; Chordata; Lepidosauria; Squamata; Natricidae
Source: RefSeq, a predicted model, not a curated record
UUCAUCAAUGACAUGAAACCUUAAAAACUGAAGACUGGGUUAAUGAGAAGAUGGGAGCAGCAAGCAGCAGCAUUCAUGACCUCCCGGAAAAUGAAUAUUUAAAGAAACUGUCAGGACGAGAAGCCAUCUCUGAGAAUGACCCGUUUUGGAAUCAGUUGCUUUCUUUUAGCUUUACUAUCCCAACGAACAGCGCCGAGUUAAAACUUUUGGACGAAGCUUCUGCGUCCGUCUGCAAGUCUUUAGUGGAGAAUAAUCCUCGGACAGGAAACCUUGCCUCACUGAUUAAAGUCUUCCUUUCCAGAACCAAAGAAUUAAAAAUUUCAGCAGAAUGUCAGAA